GGUCUCUUGUGUGAAUUGUAUCAUUAGAUCGAACGAUCAGAGGAAGACAGAAAGUACUUGUUGAGUACAUCGGCCAGGACUUACUACAACGCAUACCGACAAUGACGAUUCUUUAUGUUGCUACAAACGCGAACCGCUUGAAAGCAAUCGAGGUAAACAGCGACACAGGCGAAUUUGUGCGCACAGUUCAAGACAUUGACCCAAUUGUUCGGUCAAGAAAGCAUCAAACGCCCUUGACACCAGGAGACAUCGAGAACAACAACGACCACCACAAUAGCCCACCUUCUAGGAUCGACACUAACAACGACAAGGAGAAAUCUUUUCUUUUCGAAUGGUUGACUUCGCAUCUGAAUUUUGGAAUGCCAACCACAGAGUGGAUCGAACGACACCCAACAUUCGAUUCGUUGCUAUACGUAUUUACAUCAUUUGGGAGCAAGAGGUCGGCUGUUGUCACCACAUAUCGUAUUCUUGGCAUCGGAAACAACAAUGGCAACAACGAGGACGACUCUGAGAAGAACAAACAUAUUCGAGGCCAAUUGAAAAAACUCGGCAGCGUAGAGACGCAAGGACUCCACGUUGCACACGUGGCAUUUUCACCUGAUUACAGUACCCUUUCCAUAAAAGCAAAGCCCCCAUCAACACUAUGCGUUGGUCACUACCUCGACGGAAGCUUGUCGUUCUUUGAUUGUAGCCAAGAUUGUGCCCUAGGCGAACCACAAAAGAUCGUGGUGCUUCCCGAGAUCCGUCCCGAAACGCGAAGAAAAACAUUGCCUAAUCCCCUCCCUUCUAUCCAUCACGUGACUUACAAUCCCCGAGGAAGGAUCCCUAGCAGUUGCAAUGAUUCCGACGACGAAGGUGACAGCUGCAACUACCUCUUGGUCUCCGAAACUUCCAAACAAGGCCGGGUGUGGACGUAUAAUGUCGAUUCAAUUGGAUUGCCUAUUUCCAGUCAACCGGCAUCUUUUCUCAAAGUAACCUUCAUUACCCCACCGUCGGGCUGGUUCGCACGACUCGUUACUGGAAGCUGGGUCGCAGGACUGGCCGACUACCGGAUUCGUCGAUGUGCGGUUCAUCCCAAUGGACUUUAUGCGUACCUAUUGUUGGAGUUUAAUUGCGUUAUUCAGGUUUACGAAAUUCAACCUGAAACGGGUCGGAUCUCGGGGGAUUGCCUACAGGAAAUUCCCACAAUCGAUCCGAACAAAGUAAUUGGUCUCGCAGUCCAUGGUUCGGCGGAGCUUCAUGCUACAGAUACCGAAAUUUUUGUACUCAAUCGUGGGUUGAACCCUUUCCCCACAGGCAGCUGGGCAGAAUCAGACGUACGGGUCUUUUCCAUCGAAAAUAAUGGAGCAAAGCUGGUACCGAAAACAACUAUAGCUUGUGCGGGUCGCGCUUGUCACUUUUUGGCAUUACCUAGGGAUCAGUCGUACCCCACGCAACUCUUUGUGGGAUCGGAUAUGGGAAGACAAUUUGAAAACGUGGAGGAACAAACCAGCGCUUCGAUCGAAACAUUUGUCCGAAGCAAUGCAGAAGAAGCCGGUGGGACGUUCGAACGGGUUGGAAUUGCGAAUGUCGGGAUGGAUCGCAUCACUUGCAUCGCGGCGCUUUCGUGAAAUAUGGUAAAAAGGAACUAGAAAACCAAGGUUUUCAGUCUUGUGUAAAUCACCAAAGAAUAUAAGGGGCGCUGGGCGCUUCGGCGAGGAGAAUCACCUCUAUUGCGCCAUGCUUUCGCCUGAAGUCGAUUCGAGUUUCCCUAUCUUUGAAAAGCACGCGAAUGACUGAGAAUUUAGGCAGAAUAUAUCUUUCAGAAGGAU
This is a messenger RNA of Pseudo-nitzschia multistriata, 1811 nucleotides long. The record is from the annotation of a GenBank genome assembly. NCBI's taxonomy places the organism in Eukaryota, Bacillariophyta, Bacillariophyceae, Bacillariales, Bacillariaceae.